Sclerotinia borealis F-4128 is the source of this 753-nucleotide messenger RNA. NCBI's taxonomy places the organism in Eukaryota, Fungi, Ascomycota, Leotiomycetes, Helotiales, Sclerotiniaceae. The record is from the annotation of a GenBank genome assembly.
AUGGCCGGGACGAGGAAUUACGAUUUUUUGAUUAAACUCCUGUUGAUAGGCGACUCUGGUGUGGGAAAAUCAUGCUGUCUCUUGCGUUUCAGCGAGGAUAGUUUCACGCCUUCGUUCAUCACUACUAUUGGAAUUGAUUUCAAGAUUCGUACAAUUGAGCUGGAUGGCAAGAGGGUGAAGUUGCAGAUUUGGGAUACGGCGGGUCAGGAAAGGUUUAGGACGAUUACCACGGCGUAUUAUAGGGGGGCUAUGGGAAUUUUGCUCGUUUAUGAUGUUACGGAUGAGAGGUCUUUUACUAAUAUCCGCACCUGGUUUAGCAACGUUGAACAACAUGCCACCGAAGGCGUAAACAAGAUCCUCAUCGGCAACAAGUGCGAUUGGGAAGACAAACGUGUUGUAUCGACCGAACGCGGCCAACAAUUAGCUGAUGAGCUUGGCAUUCCUUUCCUUGAGGUCUCUGCCAAGAGCAACAUUAAUGUGGAGAAAGCAUUCUACAGUUUGGCAGCGGAUAUCAAGAAGAGAAUCGUGGAUACGAGUAAAAUAGAUCAGGCGGCGCAGCAAGGUGUAGAUAGAGGAGAGGAAAUGAGAGGAUUGAUAUGUGCAUGGACUGAACUGGACGACGCAUGGUGCAAGAAAAGGCAAGGCAAGGCAAGGCAAGACAAGGCAAGACAAGACAAUGGUGGUGGUGCUUUACGUCUACCAUGCUUGUUUAUUUGUUUAGGAGAGCAGUUUAUGGUAGCUGGAGUUGGGUGA